AUGGACAUUGAGAAGGUCAACUCCAUGGACUUUGGAGAAUUUGUGGAUGUGUUUGGGAAUGUCAUCGAGAGAUGUCCUCUGAUUGCAGCCGCCGUUCGGUCCCAGCGUCCGUUCUCUGACUUGGAAGAUUUAGAGCAGCACUUUUUUGCCUUUACUGAUGCUCUUCCACAGUCAGGCCAGGAGGGCGUCCUGCGCCGCCACCCGGACCUGGCGGGCCGCGAGCUGCAGCGGGGCGAGCUCAGCGCCGAGUCGCGGCGGGAGCAGAGCGCCGCGGGCCUCACGAGCCUGGGCGCGGCCGAGCGGCUCUGGCUGGCCGAGCCCAACGCGCAGUACCGCGCGCGCUUCGGCUUCCCCUUCGCGCUCGCCGCGCGCCUCUGCGACCGGGCGGCGGUGCCCCGCGAGCGGCGCAGGAGCUGA
Molecule: messenger RNA, 417 nt
Organism: Physeter macrocephalus (sperm whale)
Lineage: Eukaryota; Metazoa; Chordata; Mammalia; Artiodactyla; Physeteridae
Gene: URAD
Product: ureidoimidazoline (2-oxo-4-hydroxy-4-carboxy-5-) decarboxylase
Biological process (GO): urate catabolic process; allantoin metabolic process
Cellular component (GO): peroxisome
Molecular function (GO): 2-oxo-4-hydroxy-4-carboxy-5-ureidoimidazoline decarboxylase activity
Source: RefSeq, a predicted model, not a curated record